Molecule: messenger RNA, 1593 nt
Organism: Penicillium brasilianum
Lineage: Eukaryota; Fungi; Ascomycota; Eurotiomycetes; Eurotiales; Aspergillaceae
Source: the annotation of a GenBank genome assembly
GAUGCGAUAAGAUAAGCCCGGGUGAGAACAACUUGCCAGCCUCGUUCGUGGCAGUCCGCCUCAUCUCCUGCCCUUCGACGCUGGAUCAGCCAGUAGGCUCCUCAAUCGGGUAUUACAUCCACCGCCGUUCUUUUUCGCCUACUCGUUUUACCUCUUCGGUCCCCUCUACUUAUGCUUGAUACCCUGCGAUACCUCGGACCGACUCCGACCUCGCUGCUUCGAUUAGCAUCUCCUGCAUAGAUUUCCGGCGCAUGGAGAACUAGAUCGUGACCCGCGGCGCGAAAAGGGUUCCGAACCGUGUCGCCGGCAGGUACAGCUCUCAGCUUUCGGCCAUCAAGGAACGGAUACAAUUGAGGUUUGAUACCUCCGGACGACUUCAAAAAUGGCCGACUCCAACACCGCGAGCCGCAGGCCAACCUACCCUGCCGGAACAAUUGCUAAAGUGUCGACCGACAUCUUGAACGAGACUUUUCACAAUAUCAUCCAUGACCUCGUCGCCAAGGUCCACCGCGAGGAAAAGGUGGCACGCAUGCGCUCCGCGGUGGUCGUCGCUCGCCAGAAAGCCGAGGAAGAGGCAACCGUCCCGGAUGAAACCCCUAGCAAGUCAGUAGCCGCCGAUGGAAAAACGAAAGAAGUUGUGAUCGAUGCGGCCAAGCUGGCAAGCACACACCUCGAGACCGAUGCUGCCACUUUCGACCGCGGGAAAAUCUUCCUGAAGGGGAAUCCCAUGCAAACCGUCAAGGAAAUCAUCUGUCCGGACUGCCGUCUCCCACGCCUCUCAUAUCCUCCCGUCGGUGCAGGCUACCGACCUCCUCCUGAUCCGAACGCCGAAUACUGCCAGAACGGACCAUUGAUCACACUGCCGGGCCACGACGUUCACGGGAAAAUGUUUGCCGUGAUGCCGAACCCGAAAAAGAAAAAGUCCGACAAGGACAGUACUAUCCCUGAAGUCCCAACCAGCAAGUGUCCCAUCUGCCCGCGCUAUUUUGUCAUGAAUCGAGUAGCCCAGCACUUGGAUCGCUGCAUGAAUAUCUCCGGCCGUGGCAGCAGUACCCGUAAUAAGACACCCACCGAUAGCGGCGCUAGUGGCGCCAGCAGCCCGACCUCGUCGGCUCCCAAACGUCCACACGAAGAAGACGAGGGCAGUCCCAGCCCUACCAAAAAGAAGAAGCUGAAUGUGUCCAAGAAGGCCUCUAGUACGAAGCCUGGGCCAAGCAAGCUUAAGAACUCAUUCACGGUGGAGGAUGAUGAUGAUGAUGUGAAGAGUGAAAACGCAGACUGAAGGAAUUAUGGUGAACACUAUUUCUCUCCCAGAGGCUUUUCGUCUUCGCUUCUCGGGGCUCUACGGUUUCUGUAUCACUUGCUUUCUGUUCCUUUCUGGGAGUACCCGGCGUUUGACUUGUUUCAUGGUUCCAAUGUGCUUAUGGCGUCUCUGGGUCUGGUCUGACCCAUACAAGAAUUUGCAUAGAUGACGAUGAUGAUGAGGGUGGGAUAGGAUUGUACAUUACUUCAUACCAUACACUGGGCCAUAGCAUGGCAUUUCUUUCUGUUUUAAUGUGAUCAUUCAUCAAUACCUCCUGGAGCUUAUGCUGG